Molecule: messenger RNA, 1340 nt
Organism: Ochlerotatus camptorhynchus
Lineage: Eukaryota; Metazoa; Arthropoda; Insecta; Diptera; Culicidae
Product: venom allergen 5-like
Exons: 4
Coding region: 198-1280 (360 amino acids)
Source: RefSeq, a predicted model, not a curated record
UCGAGUGCUGACGUGCGUCCCGGUCAGUAGCGUCGCGAAAAGUUUGUGGUUUUACGAGGUUCCCACGGAGGAGCACUGAGUUUGUUUUUUGAACGUUUUGUGCAAGAUUUUUGUUUUGUGUUGUUCGUUCGGGAUACAAGAAAAAAAAAGCAUAGCAGUGCCUGUUGGAAAAAAACAUACUUUCAAUUCAAAUCAGCAUGGAUACUGCCAAUUAUCGACGCCUAAUUAGCCAGCGGUCAUCACCGGUGUCGUGGUCGUUGUUAUGGAGUUUGUUGUUGGUUGCUGCGAUUGCGCUUCAGAGGCAAACCCACGGGGCCUCCUUUGAUCUUGUUGAUGUGCUGUACGAGUACGACGGCGGCGACUAUGAUGGUGGGGAUUUUACGGUGGAGAGUACCUCGCAGGGUAUCACAUUGACGGAGCCGUUGGAAGAGGAUAUCGUUACUGUUACUGCUAUUGCGAGCACCGAAGAAGAUGCUGAGGAGAAACUCGAGGAGUUGAGUCUGACAACCGAAGCGCCAGUGGGGAACGAUUUCUAUUGCCAGGAAGAUUUGUGCUUGCAGUACGACUUCACCGGACAGUUGGUGGCGAAGAAGCACGUGGCCUGCGGUCGCGAUGGAUCAUUUGCGGAGGAUUGUCCGGCCGGGAGGACCCUGUUCAAGAUCGAUCCUCAGAUCAGAGCGUUUAUCAUUCAUUUGCACAAUGAAGCGAGGAAUCGACUGGCCAAUGGAUCUGUCAGUGGGUUCGAGAGUGCACUGAGGAUGCCUACUGUGGAAUGGAAUGACGAGCUUGCUGAAUUGGCCGAAUUGAACGUUAAGAGUUGUCAGUUCAAGCAUGACGAGUGCAGAAAUACAGAUUUGUAUCGCCAAGCUGGUCAGAACUUAGCAAUUGGUUACUACCCAGUGAGGGAGGAUAUUUUUAACAUCCUGGAUAAGUUGACCAACCUGUGGUUCAACGAGUACAGGGAUGCCACUCAGCAAGUGAUGGAUGAGUACGAUAAUCUACCGAACGCCACUAUCGGUCAUUUUACGCAGAUGGUGAGCGACCGGACCACCAAGAUCGGAUGCGGAAUCGUCAUCUACCCGAAGAAGGUUUCCGGCUUCACGUUCAAGGUUGUGCUGUUCGCUUGCAACUACUCAAUAACGAGCAUCUUCGGUCAGCCAGUGUACAGGAGGGGUCCAGCAGCGGCCAGUUGCCACAAUGGACCCAAUCCGUUUUACGAGAGCUUAUGCAGCGUAGAAGAAAACCAGUUCAUAAGAUCAGUGCCUUAUUACGAAAAUUAACUAUUUUGUUGUUCAUACAUAUUUUGUUUUAUGUUAAAAUAAAAUGCAUAUUUACUCCUA